GAGAAAGGACGGGAGUCUGGCAGGCAGGGAGGGAGGACAGAGAAGAUCGGGAGACGGUAGCAGACGGGGCGGGCAGAAUGUCGGAGUCGGGGGCCGGGGCAGCUCCGUCUAUGACACCAGUUCCCUGCUGCAGUACUGUAAUGAUUGCACCCUAGAUGACGGCCUGUCGGGCCCCAGCGCCAUGGACACCGACGACCGAAUAUCCAACCUGGAGCAGAGGCUGCAGCUCCAGGAGGACGAGAUGCAGGUGCUGCGCGCCGCGCUGAGCGACGCGCUGAGGAGGCUGAGGGUCUGCGAGGACAGGGGCGACCCCCUGCGGGGGAGGCAAGCAAAACCAAGCAGGUCGUCUUCCUCCCGGAAGAGGGCCUGGUGAAGUUGUAUUUAAGGGGGCGCUCCGUCCCCCUAUAUGUUCCGGAUUCGCUGGUCGCCUCCUACAAUAUAGAAGCCAAAGGAGAACCUCCAUCAAGGGAGCUGCAGCUGGAAUGGGUAUACGGGUACAGAGGUCGGGACUGCCGCAGUAACCUCUACAUCCUGCCAUCGGGAGAGUUGCUGUACUUUACAGCUGCGGUCUGCGUCUUGUAUGACCCCGUGGCCGGCACCCAACGCCACUACCGAGGGCACACGGAUGAUAUCAAAAGCCUGGCCGUCCACCCGGACUCCGUCACCAUUGCCAGCGGGCAAGUGGCUGGCAACUCCCAUGAUGGCAAGGCUCUGCCUCCUCAUGUCCGCAUCUGGCACUCGGUCAGCCUCUGCACCCUUCAUGUCAUUGGAGUCGGCCAUUUUGACCGAGCUGUGUCUUGUCUGAGCUUCUCGAAGACGGAUGGAGGCGGCCAUUUGUGUGCAUGUGAUGAGUCUGGGGACCACGUCUUGUCUGUGUGGCAGUGGCAGCGCGAGCAGAAGGUGACCGAGGUGAAGUGCUCCACAGAGCCGGUGCUGGCCGCCAUCUUCCAUCCCACCGAACCCAACCUGAUUAUCACCUGCGGCAAGUCCCAGCUGUAUUACUGGAGCCUCGAAGGGGCCACAGGAGCAGGGGCCGCAGGAGGAACCGCCCUGUUAACUAAGAGGCAGGGGGUAUUUGAGAAAUACGAGAAACCGCGUUUCGUCCUGUGUGUGGCAUUUGCAGAGAACGGGGAUGUGGUCACUGGAGACUCCAAUGGGAACUUGUUCGUGUGGGGUAAAGGCAGUCACCGGAUCUCUCAUGCCGUGUGCGGCGCCCAUGAUGGCGGUAUUUUUGCUCUCUGUGUAUGUAGGGAUGGCACUCUUCUUUCUGGAGGUGGCAAAGAUGGCAGAAUCAUUCUAUGGGACCGAGAAUACAAGAAAGUGCAAGAGACCCGGAUUCCAGAGUGUUUUGGGCCGGUCAGGACCAUUGCAGAGGGCCGAGGGAGUGACACGCUGUAUGUGGGGACCACAAAGAACUGUGUGAUGAGCGGCAGUCUCCAGAGCGGCCUGAAUUGUCUGAUGCAGGGUCACACGGAUGAACUGUGGGGUCUUUGCUGCCACCCGUCUCUCGAUCUCUUCCUGACCUGUGGCCAUGACAAGCAGGUUCAUCUCUGGAACAGCAAAGAGCAUCAACCGGUCUGGAGCACCACACUGGAGGAUGCUGUGAGAGUGGCUGGCUUCCACCCAUCCGGCAGUGUCGUAGCUGUGGGGACCUGUACUGGAAGGUUCCUGGUGCUGGACGCUCAGUCCCAUGUAAUAGUGACCAGUAUCUCAGACGCUGGGGAGCAGAUCAGUUGUAUCUCCUACAGUCCCGAUGGUCAGUAUUUGGCUGUUGGGUCACACGACAACUUCACUUAUCUCUACGAAGUGGCAGAGGAAGGGCGCGAGUACCGGCGCGUAGGCAAGUGUAUGGGUCACUCCAGCUACAUCACACACCUGGACUGGGCUUCAGACAGUUCCAGCUUCAUGACCAACAGCGGAGACUACGAAGUCCUAUACUGGGAUCCGUCGGCGACGAAGCAGAUUGUGAGCGCAGCGAGUGUGAGGAACGCGGAUUGCGAGAACGCUUCCUGUACUCUCAGCUUCCAUGUGUUGGGGGUGUGGCCGAAUGGAGCGGAUGGGACAGAUAUAAAUUCCGUCACCAAGUCACAUGACCGGAAGCUGUUGGUCACAGGAGAUGACUGAGGAGUGCGUUUGUUCAGCUACCCCUGUGUGGUCCCUAGGGCUCCCAGUCACCGGUAUGGUGGACACAGCAGUCACGUGACCCGCCUCUCCUUCCUGCACGAUGACAGCGCUCUGAUCUCUGUUGGCGGAAAGGACAGCACCAUACUGCAAUGGACGGUCAUGUGACCUGGUCCCGCCAGCAACGUCCUGCACAGCACCUCCAGCCUUCUUCUUCCCUGUAGCUCCGCCCUGUCCCCCCCCCCCCCCACCCGUUCCUGUAGCGGGCUUUUGAUAUGCACAGUUUUUUGCUUCCAGCUGAUUGGUUGACACACUCAAGGCACCUCCUAUUUCCUGUGGACAGACGGAAAGCAUGUUACCACGGACAAUCUCCACUCUAGACCCCGCCCUCCCCCAGAUGGUGGGGGGAGCACCUCGUCUUAGACAUAGAACCGCACACAGGCCUGACUGCAAAUGUCCUGCAAUAAAGAAUGUCAGAGAUCCC
Molecule: messenger RNA, 2605 nt
Organism: Rana temporaria (common frog)
Lineage: Eukaryota; Metazoa; Chordata; Amphibia; Anura; Ranidae
Gene: EML2
Product: EMAP like 2
Biological process (GO): microtubule cytoskeleton organization
Cellular component (GO): mitotic spindle
Molecular function (GO): microtubule binding
Source: RefSeq, a predicted model, not a curated record